Seriola aureovittata is the source of this 6623-nucleotide messenger RNA. RefSeq names its product ANTXR cell adhesion molecule 1c (gene antxr1c). The transcript has 18 exons. NCBI's taxonomy places the organism in Eukaryota, Metazoa, Chordata, Actinopteri, Carangiformes, Carangidae. Gene Ontology annotation, cellular component: membrane. Gene Ontology annotation, molecular function: signaling receptor activity. The record is from RefSeq and is a predicted model, not a curated record. The coding region runs from base 846 to 2552 and encodes 568 amino acids.
AACAAGGGAGAACAAAGUAGGCUAAUCAGACUAACUAAGGGAAACUUAUUUUUCUGGGGAAAAGCUUCUGCUCUAUGAGAGUGUAAUUGCAGAGGAUGAAGCUGCUCGUGGCCCCUGCAGCAGCACAGUGAACACAAACAAACUUAAAUAAUCCAAAAUGAUAAAACACUUGAUAAACACAUUUGUUAUCCGGUGAAAAGACCACUCUGACAACAACAACAUCAUCCCCCUCCUGCCCUGCGCAGUUUCCCCGCAAAAUGCGCCAGUGUGCCACGUGAGGGAGGCGCAAAAUGGGAUCUUGACCCAUUUUUUCCUCUUCCUCUCUCCUCCUCAGGAUGAAAUAUGAAACCUGGUCCAUUUCAGCCAAGUCUGUCCCCUGGGCUCCCAGUUCCUCCAGCGCCAACACUGCUCUGCAUUACCCAGUUUCAUUUGGCUUUUUCAGACUUAAACCAGUUUUGACACUUUGACAGGACACUUUUAUUCUUUUUUUUUUUUUUUUUUAACGAACCACCCACUCCAACAUUUUAUCCAAUUUUCUCUCUUUGGAUUUGUUUCUGCAAAAGUUUUUGAAACGUUUUUCCUGCCAGCUGCAUGUGGAUUGCGAACUAUCCCGAAACUUUUAUUUUGUAAUAAGCUCCCUUUGAGAGACAGCAUCUCUCCGCUGGCGCUGUGACCGGGAUGCGGGUGGUCGUGAUUGUAAACUGAGCGCAAAACAUAAGAGACGUGGGAGCAUCGCCUGCAUCCUAUUGUCUCUGGGAUGUAAGAAGCCACUGAAGUACUUUGGGUUGUUUUUUUUCUUUUCAUCCUCAAAGGAAUUAACUUUUGUUUUAUCACGAGGACAAAUUAUGGCGAGAUUUUUGUUGAACAUGCGUCUUGUUCUGGUUUUGUUCGGAUUAUUUUUGCUCUCUUCUCCAUCUGCAAGAGCCGAGCCGGAGCUGCAGGACGAGGAGGAGGAGGAGAGUUCCUGUCAGGGCGCUUUUGACCUGUAUUUUGUGCUUGAUAAGUCUGGCAGUGUGAAGAAUCACUGGGAUGAAAUCUACUACUUUGUGGAGAAUCUAGCUGAGAAAUUCAAAAGUCCAAUGCUGAGGAUGUCCUUCAUUACAUUCUCCUCCAGAGCAUCCACCAUCAUGAAACUGACGGAAAACAGAGUGGACAUCAGAAAGGGGCUGAACGCUCUGAAAAGGGAGAUUCCAGGUGGAGACACGUUCAUGCACCUUGGAUUGCAGAGGGCAAAUGAGCAGAUACACCGUGAAAACUUUGGCACGGCCAGCGUGAUUAUUGCACUGACAGACGGGGAGCUGCAGGAGCAUCAGCUCAUCACUGCACAGCAAGAGGCGGAGAGAGCCAGGUCUCUUGGAGCUAUUGUGUACUGCGUUGGUGUCAAAGACUUCAAUGAGACACAGCUGGCCACCAUUGCAGACACCAUCGAGCAUGUGUUUCCUGUCCUGGGUGGCUUCCACGCCCUCCGGGGGGUCAUUGAUUCGAUCAUCAAGAAAUCCUGCAUUGAAAUUUUGGCAGCUGAGCCCUCCAGUGUGUGUGCAGGAGAGUCCUUCCAAGUGGUGGUGAGAGGAAACGGUUUCCUCCAUGCCAGAAACAUCAACCAGGUGCUCUGCAGCUUCAAAAUCAACGAUACCAUUACAAUCAAUGAAAAGCCGGCUGGAGUAGAAAACACAUUCUUGCUGUGUCCAGCUCCUGUCAUCGAUGAAAUCGGGAAGGUGAUUUAUCUCCAAGUGAGCAUGAAUGAUGGUCUGUCCUUCAUCAGCAGCAACGUGCACAUCACCACCACAGAGUGUUUCGAUGGCACCAUUCUCCUCAUCACCCUGCUGGUGUUGUUCCUGCUGCUGGCCCUGCUCUUCAUGUGGUGGUUCUGGCCUCUCUGCUGCACUGUGGUGAUCAAAGAACCACCUCCUCCACCUCCUCCUGAGCCUGAGUCAGAUGAUGAAGAUGGCAUGCCGAAGAAGAAGUGGCCGACUGUGGACGCUUCAUAUUACGGAGGAAGAGGAAUUGGAGGAAUCAAGAGGAUGGAGGUGCGCUGGGGAGGAAAGGGUUCGACCGAGGAGGGGGCAAAGCUGGAGAAGCCGAAGAAUGCUGUGGUGAAAAUGCCGGAGCAGGAGUACGAACCCUUCGAGCCCAAACCUAAGAAACCUCACAGCAAGAAGCCGCCUCAGAGCCGGAAGUGGUACACACCCAUCCGGGGUAAACUGGACGCUAUCUGGGCUCUGUUUCGCCGCGGGUAUGACCAGGUCUCUCUGAUGAGACCCCAGCCCGGGGAUCAUGGUCGUUGCAUCAACUUCACAAGAGUGAAGGACGAGUCGGCAGCAGCAGCAGCAGCAGCCAAGGCCGCACCUCGCACCCCGAUGGACACGCCCUCGCCGCCGCCACCAGACUACCGCCCCGUCACCCGCACCGCCUCCUCGUCUCCCACCUCCAGCAGCCCUCCUGCCAGAUCACCCCCACCAGGCCAGGUACUCCCAGGUCCGCCACCAUCCCGCACGCCCCCGGGGCUACCCUGUCCACCGCCAUCGCGUCCCCCGCCCAGCCUCCGCCCCUGAAUCACAUAGACAAACCCCUCUCCUACCCCACCCCCAAACGCACCCGCUUUGAUACACAGACUUAACGCUCUGUUGACCAGUUCUUUCAGUUUGAAGGCUGUGGUCCUCGCUGCCAAAGAUACUCCUGCUAUAAGCCAAAGAUUAUGAAUCCCAGCCAUUCUGUGCUCCUCUUCUUGUAUGGGAAAGAGUGUCAAGUUAAACCUAAAGCUGGUAAUUUAGUUAUUUCACACAUGCUACCACAUAGCAUGAUAACAUCAGAGAAACUUGAUACGAAAACUGAAUUUUUACUAAACUCGAUGCCCAAGUGCCAAAGUGAAGAGUGGUCAUUUCCUACAGGGUAUUAGCAUUUGCUCAUGAGCAAGAAAAAUGAUUUUGACGAACAGUUUGACUUAACGCUCUGUCCCAUACAGAGUGAAUGAAUGGGGUGAUUCUGAGAAAUAUUUUACUUUGUGUCGGCGUUUGUGAGAUCAGGGAGGAUUGUUGCUGGACAGCAAAGCAUGUUGGGACAGGAAGUCCACAGAAGAAUACUGCAAUGGAUGAAAUUUCUUUGUUGUUUAUAUCAACUACUGAGUUAUGCCAUUGAGAAUUAAGGUGAAAAGUAGGUUGUACAUGGAAAUCUGAGUAACCAGGUUAGAGAAUAGAUUGGCGUAUUACUCCAUUGUUGUGAGGUUUUUUUUUUGGGGAAUUGGGUUUCAAAGCAAUUUCAAAAUCAGUCAUGUUGUUAAUGGUGUUAAGUAACAAAGAAAAACAUGUGAUUUGUCAAAAAUUUAAGUUUUGGACCUUUGUUCUUGAUAGAUAUAUUUCAUGAAUCCCAUGAGGGAAACUCUCAGAGCUUAAGUGAAUUAUUUUUUCUUCACCUUUUUGCGACGUUUCUUUCAUCCAACAACAUGCUAACCCAACAAAUUCCAACUCUUUAAUGCAGAAAUGAUACAGUUACAUGAUUUUGUGGUCCAGUCUUUGUACCAUUCAGUGACAGGGAAGUGUACAGAUGUUAUAUGGAAGGUAUGUUUUUACUUUGAGAUGCGAUUUUGAAUGCUACGUUGGUUGACGUCUUUGAGGCUUUGGAUAUUGUCCUUAACCAUCUUUUCAUGUAGUUAAAUUUAGAUAACAGCAAUAUAUAUUUUUUUUGUUUUUUUUGUUUGUUUUGGUAUCUGCGCACAUAGACUGCUGGGCAACUACAGUAUGUAUUUGUUUUUGUUAACAUUGGGACAUGGAAAUCGAGCAAACAGAAAUCAGGUUAACGUCUCUCCUCACAUUUUUUUAUACACAAUCCUGAUACUGUACUUUGAUACCAUUAUGUGUGUUUUAUGUCUUCAAUUUUAUCAUCACCGGUCACAUUGCAGGUCACAUUGCAACUGCAGGGCAGUUCAAAGAGCAUCUAAUUUAUUUUACUCCCCGAGAGAAAUAGAGGAGAGUACUUGAAUAUCGACAAGGUGUCCAACCACCAAGACGGACACUGUGCGCAGAAUUUAGAAACACAACAGCUAGCCAGUUAAAAGUCUUACCAGCAUUUCUCAACCCCUCAGCUACAUUGAACAGCAAAGUAAUCCAGUUACAUUUUAUGCUGUGUAAAUUGGGGGGGGACACCAAAAAUUGAGUGACUCUUGGUGUGCACUAUGCCCUCAUUGCUCUUUUCCAGCCGGCGAAAAGACGCCGCUAGCAACUUCAUGCUAAAUUGGGAAAAAUAGGGAAAGUCAAUCCUCCACAAAUGAACAAGAAAGAACAGAAAUAUGAGAUUUUGACUUCAGGGUGUAGAAAAGCAGUUGAAAAAUGUUGGUAUUCCUUUUAUAUCCAGUGCCUUCUGGAAUUUUCUUCUUUGAUUUUUUCUUUUUUUUCUGUUAUAUACUUUCAUUUUAAUGUACGUCAUUCAGUUAUGCCCUGUACCGUUGUGUUACUACAUGCAUUCGUUAUCAGUCACCGCGUCUUAGAAGCGGUUCCACUGCUGAGCUAAGGGAAAGGUCCAUAUGUACAUUGCUUCACAAAUGUGUAUAAUCCACAUUCACAUUUUCACAAAAAAAAAAAAAAACGCCUUUUAAUCUCGCUUAAGAAAUUUUAAUUAGCCUGCUGGAGUUUUAAUAAUAAGGUGUUACGUGUAACAAUUAUCAAAUUAAUUGUGAUACAUUGCUAAAUUAACCGUAAACAAGAUGAGAUCUGAGCAAGAUAAGCAUGUAUGUCCCAAGAAAUUUCUAGCAUCAAACUUGACUGUAUUUCCAUUUUCUUUUUAGGAGUCUGUUCAGAAUAAUUUCUUAACAAUUUCCUUGGAAAAUUCAUAGAAAGAGCUGUGUAAUGUGGUAAUAUCAUUGGUUGUGUUCAAUUGGUACACUUCCAUUUAAUUAAUUCCUACUGAUUGGUAGCAUGACCUUGAGAGACUCCAAUGGACACUGCCUUCGCUCGUAAACUAAUGCAUAGUAGAAGCUGAUAGGCUGACAGGCUUUUCAUUUCAUUUACUGAAAGUAAAACAUACAAAACAGAAUCCAUAAAACUUUGGCCAACACAACUGUUUGUAAAUCAGUAUUGCCUCUGACGUGGCACUACCAAGAAAUUCAUUGUGCCUUAAAAAAAAGUAAACCAGAUCCCCAACUCAGAAACACAAUUAUGGUGUUUUACUUUGUAAUUUGCUGCACCAUCAAACUGCACCUUGGUUUGUUUGUUUUUUUUGUUCCCCUCUUCUCAUGGAGCUGAGUGAUCAGGAGCUCUAACUAGACCAAAGCAGAUCUCAUCACCUCAGUUGAGCUUUAUUAAUGACACAGUGUCAAUGAAAAAUGCAUUUCAUUUUUGGAAAUAAACAUUUUUAACGUGAAAGUUUGUCUAGAGAUGCAAUACACUGUUACCUUGGUUUCAUCAGUGCAUCUUUUCCUAAUUUGUUCUCAUAGUAGAAGAUUGAUACCCAAGAAAGAAUUACAGUAUAAAUUCCAUAAAGAUGCAAGAUCAGUGCUUUAAAGGGAAACAGUUGUUAUCAGAUCUGUCAUCCCAAGAUGAGUUGAGAUGCAUUAUGUUAACCAGUGUUUUUUUACAUGUAUAAACAGCAGUACUGAAGCAAAUAUGAAAGACGUACAGUUGGGUCCAAAAGUCUGAGACCACUUUUCCAUUCCCAUGUGAAUGGGAAAGUGGUCUCAGACUUUUGGACCCGACUGUAUAUGAUUUUAUUUGUUGGUUGACAUGACUCUUUUUUCUUUCUUUUUUUUUUUUCUUUUUUUUUUUUUUUUUAAAAACAGUAUUCAAUAAAGGUUGAUUUCCAAGCUUCUACCAGAGUUUCUGUGUGUGAUUUCUGCUUGGACAUCUGUGUAAUACAGGAUUCAGUGGACUGACUAAUUUCCCCCUUUUGCAGCUCCACCCCUGAAAGUUUGGACAGCUGAUAAUAACUAUUAUAUUCAAAAUUUUGGCUAACCUCAAAGACAGAUUGUAUUUAGCUUUAUCUGUCUCCUUAUUGCCAUAAAUACCCUUUUCACAGUAGCUAUUUUAACUCAUUAUAAAUCAAAAUGUGUGCUGUGAGGAAGGUCUGUUGAGUAAUAAACAGAACGUUCCUCUUUGCAGGUGUAAGUAAUAAACAUUAACAAUGGCUGAAAUCCAUUUAGCUGCUUCAGGUUGAGGGUUCCGGUUGUUCUUAAAGCUGCACUACUCAAAAGGUUUAUAUUAAUAAUGGAUCGAAUGACUAGGUGUAAUACAAAAUGUUUUUUUUGUUUUUUUAUCCCAAAAAAAUCAUCGAUAAACCCACUGUAUACUACCUGUCCAGCACCAAGCACUAGGUAGACGAAGUUAGCAAUUAGCUGUUGUACAGAGUGGAGCAUUUAGCAGCUAAAGAGAUAUUUCACAGAUUUCCUUUAGGAGGUGGUGGAGACCAAAGCAGCGCUAAAAAGCGAUUUAAUGUUGGACUAAUAUUCACCAGAUUCACAGAAACAAAUGAAUGCAAAUUCUGUUUCUGUUUGAUGUGUAUUUAAGCUGCUGUUUGCUAACUAAAAAACUGUUAUUGCAGGUUUAACUGAGUUAUUACUGUACAUUUGAGUAAGACUACAUGUAGUGACCCAAAACAAGGUAAGUUGCGUAACCAAGUGAAAAACAGAAUUCUGAAGC